CGUAACAACAGGAGCAUCAAAUGACUUUAUGCAAGUAUCGCGAGUGGCUAAACAUAUGGUGGAGCGGUUUGGGUUCAGUAAGAAGAUCGGCCAGAUUGCCAUUGGUGGAGGCGGUGGAAAUCCCUUCUUGGGUCAACAGAUGUCUUCACAGAAAGAUUACUCGAUGGCGACAACAAAUGUUGUGGAUGCAGAAGUGAGGGAGCUGGUGGAUAAAGUAUACUCGAGAGCAACACAAAUAAUCACAAGCCAAAUUGACAUUCUCCAUAAGCUUGCUCAACUUCUCAUAGAGAAAGAAACUGUUGAUGGUGAAGAGUUCAUGAGCCUCUUUAUUGAUGGCAAAGCUGAACUUUAUGUUUCCUAAUUCCCCUUUCUAUGAUUUUUUUUUGUAAGAAUUGCAUGUCACCCCAAAACAAUACAUUUGCAUAUAUAUAUAUAUAUA
Molecule: messenger RNA, 439 nt
Organism: Impatiens glandulifera
Lineage: Eukaryota; Viridiplantae; Streptophyta; Magnoliopsida; Ericales; Balsaminaceae
Product: ATP-dependent zinc metalloprotease FTSH, chloroplastic-like
Exons: 2
Coding region: 29-361 (110 amino acids)
Biological process (GO): proteolysis
Cellular component (GO): chloroplast thylakoid
Molecular function (GO): ATP binding; metalloendopeptidase activity; ATP-dependent peptidase activity
Source: RefSeq, a predicted model, not a curated record